Messenger RNA from Scomber japonicus (chub mackerel), 729 nucleotides. RefSeq names its product sterile alpha motif domain-containing protein 10-like. Gene Ontology annotation, molecular function: protein binding. The transcript has 6 exons. The coding region runs from base 1 to 729 and encodes 242 amino acids. Lineage: Eukaryota; Metazoa; Chordata; Actinopteri; Scombriformes; Scombridae. Gene Ontology annotation, cellular component: cytoplasmic side of plasma membrane. Gene Ontology annotation, biological process: cell surface receptor protein tyrosine kinase signaling pathway. The record is from RefSeq and is a predicted model, not a curated record.
AUGGCUUCCACCUCCAGCAGCUCCCACGGGGAAAAAGAAAAUUAUUUGGUCUUCACUAUUGUAGUGCGCGUUCGUGGAGGCGGAGUGGGAUGGGGAGGUGGGUUAGACGGGGGCAGACACGCAGUGCAUUUCAUCCGUCUGGCAGAAGAAUGGGAGAGUGCUGUUGACACCACGGAGAGAUACACGCUGAGACCGACCAUGGCUGUGGACGCGGCGUCCAGCUUCAGCUUUUGCCGUGCCUCCCUGGAGCACACGGUGUCUGCUGAGGAGCUGAGUUACCAGCUGCCGCGCCGUGCCGGAGGCAGCAACCUGACCUGGCACGAUGGCCGCGGCCAAAAAACAGCACACACACGCACAGUAAAACUACUGCAGCAGCCCGGCACAGAGGGCAUUCAGUUGCGACCGGGUGAAGCCUUUACUGUGUAUCACACCAGUCCGACGCUUUCUAGCCUGUCCAAACCUGUGGUGCUGUGGACUCAGCAGGACGUCUGCAAGUGGCUUAAGAAACACUGCCCUCACAACUACCUGACCUAUGUAGAGGCCUUCUCCCAUCAUGCGAUUACAGGACGGGCAUUGCUGCGUUUGAACGGAGAGAAGCUGGAGAGGAUGGGAAUUGUCCAGGAGACGCUGAGGCAGGAGGUUCUUCAACAAGUCCUCCAGCUGCAGGUCAGAGAAGAGGUCCGCAACCUGCAGCUGCUUAGUAGAACCUCCUUUGGAAACUUCUCUUAG